CUUCGCUCCCCGAGGGAGGACCGUUAUAAGAAGUGAUGGCUGCAGCUCUCUCCCGUGCUUUAAAACUACCCGUGAAGAAGGGCUCUGAACUAGGGGAGUAUGAUCCUCUGACUCAAGCUGACAGCGAGGACGAAAGUGAGGAGGAUGACCUGGUACUCAACUACCCACGAAAUGGCCUUGGUAGGGGCAACUGCCUUGGCAUGGGGCCUUCAGACCUGCGGGGCAGUAGAUCUGGGAGACUUGUAGGGGGCGGAGAUGAGGCAGAAGAAGAGGAAGAGGAGGAUGAGUGGAGAGAGCGUCUCUCUGGCAAAUCCAGGCAGGAGAGAGGCGAUACGAAAGGCACGCAGUACUGGAGUCAAAGGGAAACAGGAAGGGACAGAGUGGGAGAAGAAGAAGGAGGUCCUGGGACAUCUGGGGGGCCUGGGGUGGGGUCAAAUGGUGCUGAUGGAGAUAGGAAGAGGACAAGGUUGAGGAACGCUAUCAGAGCUGCGUUUUUCCUGGUGCCGCCAGUCUGUGCUACACUGCUUGUGCUGCUGUGUGCAUUUCUGAUACCAUGCAAGAAGGGAGCGCCGGAUAAACAGCCGCAAUGGGAGAGAACAUUAGGAGACGCAGGAGGUGUCAUCUCACCGGCGAUGGCAUUGUGGGAUGUUGAUGGGGAUUCAGUGGAAGACGUGCUGCUGGGUGUAACGGAACGGACCAAUGACACCCAUCCAUUACAGGGGAAUAAAGUAUAUAGUACAGUGGCACUGUCGGGUAUCAGUGGCCAGGUGCUGUGGAGGAGAGUCAUGCCAGAGUCUGUGAUGUACAUCCAGUGUGGUCUUCAGUAUGAAGCCCACCCAGUCCCUCUCCCAGCUGGGGGAGCAGCCCUGAGGGCCUACCCAGAGACCACCCCUCUUCUGAUGGGUCAGAGGGAGAGGGCUAGCGGGCCUGUGUGUCUCCUUAUAGGAAAAUCUGUCCUCACAGCUGUCAACGGCACAACAGGGAAGAAGUUGUGGUCAGUUCCCCUUGAGAAUAUUGGGUCCCAGACAGUGUCACUUCCAGACCUCCAAGGUGAUACAGUCCCAGAUCUGCUGAUUGCCACUCUGGAGGAUGAGGUUUCUGACCUCUCCCUUAGUUUGCUCUCUGGGCUGACGGGGGCAAAGCUCGGACAUCCCGUGCCCUUCAACCUCACUGCGCAGGGCAGGCUGAUAGGGCCUUUGCUGCAUGAGACCCAACAGGGAGCGUACUACAUUCUCUUUGGACUAGGUACCGUCGAGGCCAUUUCUCUGCACGAUAUCUACAUUCGGGCCACUGGCAAAAUGCCCAUAACCCAGGCACUCAAAAAGAAGGAGCCCAGCUGGGAAAGGCUCAAGAAAACCAGCUCCUCCUCUCUUAUACACAUUUACAAUGGAGCAGAACAUGUGGAUUUCCUGCUCCCUCUUGUGGCCGGCUUUGACAACAACCACAAUAACCUGGACACCGUCUCAAACCUCAACUCCACUAAAAGUGACUGGGCACUGGUCUACGGUUCCAGUAAACUAUCAGUUUUGCGAGAGCGGGACAUAUAUAAAGAAUGGACUUUCGACUCUGCUCGCAUUCGCAGUCAACCAACGCCUGGCUACUUCAACAGUGAUGGAAUCCCAGAUCUUUUCAUUCAGCAUUCUGCAAAUGGCAUCAGAAAGGUGCAGAUAAUUGAUGGGGCAAGUGGAUAUGUCCUCUGGUCAGCAGAAUUUUUGUGCCCUCAUCUCGUAUUGGAGGCUUCCUCAAUCUACACCACUACUGGUGUAUCAGUUUUUCUCUUCUGGGCCAGUGAACCAAUCAGAACGCAGAAGAACUUUACGAAGACAACUGUGGCACCAGGUGUAGCUGCAGCAGAGCCCCUCGUCAGAAAUCUCUUCCUGCUGCAUCCUGCACAUCCCACCAUCCUUCUCCAGCUCACCAGUACCACAGACACUACCGUCACUACUGCAGUGAGCUACCAGGAGCAUCAGAAGGAUGCUUCAUACAUCACUGUCUCAUCCAGGCCUACAACCGAGUCAGAGCCUUGGGCACAGUUAGUCAAAAGCCUGAGCCUGAGGGCUGCCAUCUCAAAAGGACAAGUUGUGAGGUUAGGAGAAAGCAGCAAAGCCAGAGGCCCCGUUAAGCCCAGUGUGUUUGAGCUCAACAAAUUCUUUGGCCGUCUCUCCUUCAAAAAACAGUGACGACCCUCCAUCACUGCCAAACGCCCUGUGUAACAAGAGGUGCACACUACAAGAGGUACAACUGAAGGGAUCCAUUUCAUGAGCUAAAGGGAUGACAUUUGCAUCAAGAGGACAUUUAAAGCUGUUUAUAUCUUUUUGUUUUAUGAAAUUUUAAUUUAUUUUUGAUUAUUUAACUUGGAUUUUUGGAAAGGGUUUUUCCAUAUUUACUUGAAUGCUUAGAGAUUAUUGGGGUUUGCCACAUAAGGUUGUGAAAGGAUGACGUUCAAAAGAAGGCUGAUAAGAGAAAGUGAAAUGUUCAGGUUUUAUGCUUCUCAUAAAUAUGCCAGUAUCACUGCAGGGCCAGUUCCUUCCCAAGUAUUCAACCCCCCUCCCUCUGGUGCACUUUGUUAUUAAGCCACUAAUUGUGCCCUUUCUGUUCAAACCACUGUAGGAAUAGACGUCUGUAAAUAUUAUUGCUGUACAGUAUUUAUUGGUUCUCUAAUAUUUAGAUUUUUUUAUUAGUUUUUUUUUUUGUCUGAGCACUUGAUGGUUAUGGCAUUAAAAUGUAAAUUGAGAUAACUGUAAUAUUGCUGUUGAAAAUUUGGGAGUAAAGACGCAAUUGU
Lampris incognitus (smalleye Pacific opah) is the source of this 2782-nucleotide messenger RNA. RefSeq names its product family with sequence similarity 234 member B (gene fam234b). The transcript has 13 exons. The coding region runs from base 36 to 2180 and encodes 714 amino acids. The record is from RefSeq and is a predicted model, not a curated record. NCBI's taxonomy places the organism in Eukaryota, Metazoa, Chordata, Actinopteri, Lampriformes, Lampridae.